Anopheles maculipalpis is the source of this 1581-nucleotide messenger RNA. RefSeq lists its product as uncharacterized. Lineage: Eukaryota; Metazoa; Arthropoda; Insecta; Diptera; Culicidae. Bases 79 to 1575 code for a protein of 498 amino acids. The transcript has 3 exons. The record is from RefSeq and is a predicted model, not a curated record.
GUUUGAAAACAAGAAACCUAAAGCCCACCGUAACCGUGCGGGUCGAAGUGGUCACAAAGCUGCAGUAAUAUUUACGCCAUGUACGCGUUGGUUGUGGCCGUAACGCUGGCCUGCACACUGCAGGUCGCGUAUUCCAGUCCGGACUUUGGCAUUCAGGCCUCGAUCUCUGGUGUGAGCAAGAUUAACGAGCGGGCCAUCCUUGCGAAGGAGCACUUUCUGCGCGUAGAUGACUACAUCAUACCGACCCAGAAGAGUGACAUUUCCAAGCUGCGAGACUCGGCAGUGAUACUGCAGGCGAUCGGACUGCAGGUGAACACGCUCGGUCCGGCCCUGAUGGAUGCGCUGACCACCGCGUCCGAUGACGAUAGUGGCAAUAUUGAGGCCACGUUCGCGUUGCUCAGUAUGGCACGGAUCACGUUCGCGGACUACAUCAAUAUUGUGCUGCAAGAGCAGAUACAUAAUCUCGAAACCCUGCUCGGUAUUCACGUGCGGGAUCAGCUAAUCGAUGACUUCUUUCACAUUUCCAACCGUUUGACUGCACUGGAGGGUACCCUCGCGCAGUUACAGGUUGCGGUCCAGGCCGCUUACACGGCGGCCAACGGUGGCCCAGUGUCGGACACACUUGUGCGUCAGUUCGUCGAUAACAAUCUAAUUGCACAGUUGGCGCGCCACCUUACCCUGCUAGCUUACCGUAUACCGGUGCUAACGUACACGAUUACCUCAUCGCUGGAGAACAUUGAGCAGGCGGACGCGUACUACUUCGGGUUGAAGCAGGACUCGGAUCGAGUGUUGAACGAGAUCGAUGCUUCCGGCGUAGAGUUCAAAACAAGAACGCUCGCAUACUCGACCACCGUCGAAGCGAGCAUGAACAAGGUGAUUGCGGACUAUGCCAGUGAUCUAGAGUUGGCCACGACUACCGCCACACAGCUAAACGUAGCAGAGCUGACAACCGCCAUCGAUGGUCUGAAAUUGGUGCAGAACACGAAGCUGGCGGCCACACUGAAAACCUACAAGGAUCUUUACGCGCUACGGGUGGAUGAGCUUUCGAAGUUGCUACCGAUCGAGUCAAAUUUUUCCUUCCUUGCGGGUGAAAAUCCGGCCGCUAUACUGGUGGGUGUGCUCAUCGCUAACGGUCCCUAUUCGCGCUACUGCUUCUGGAAGUAUGCCAGCCUGCUGCACAACAUCCUGCUGACGUCUAACUUUGCCAGUGAGUGUUACGAUCGCGAGUACAACCGGCUGCAAACAUUGGAGCAAGCGUUACUGCUGGAGAUCGAGCUGAUUUCCUACAAUCAAGAAAUUAUUGAUCCACACUCGAAUGUUUGCACCUAUCUGACUGCAUCCGCCGCUACACGUACCACAGAAUGUGCCACUGCGGUUGCCUCCUACUAUACGAUCAUGCAGGCCGAGUACGACGCUAAGCUAGCGGCGUUCGUUAAGCUGGCCGAAAUUGAACUCAACGCCAGCAAGGAACGGCUGGGUGUAUGCUGGUCUUCGAAGGUGCAGCAAAUUUUGCUCAAGUACAAAACUCUUAUUCCGGAUAUUUUGACCUGUGCCGAUCAGGGACCACAAGUGUAAAUUCAA